This is a messenger RNA of Pocillopora meandrina, 3253 nucleotides long. The record is from the annotation of a GenBank genome assembly. NCBI's taxonomy places the organism in Eukaryota, Metazoa, Cnidaria, Anthozoa, Scleractinia, Pocilloporidae.
GUGGAACUGAACUUUACCAUGCGCAGCUCCUCGUGGGCUCCACGACCGUGUCUGCAGGACUACUAUCUUGAGAUCCGUGACGGCAAUAAUCAGUUAGCCAACGUUCUUGGUGUAUUCUGUGGAGAUCACAAGGCUGCUGUAGUGCGAUCCAGUGGACGAUACUUGUGGUUAAGAUUUUUCCCUUAUCGCAGAUAUAAUCUUAAUGCAUACUACACGGGAAGAUCCUCCAAUCAAACAGGCACGAUCUCUCUUGUUAACUUUCUAUUAAAGCAUGUAAUUAAAAUAUUUAAAUUCAAUUGGAACUUCAUGAUAUAACAAUUUAUAUUCAGGAAAUAUAUCGUUGGCCUACCUUACUAUUACGUUUUACCGCACAUUUAACAGUAUUUAUUCCCUUAUUAAGUAGCUUUUUAUCUGAUAUACAAAGAGACAGACGAACAGCCACAUAUAGAGAAAGAGAGAGACAGACAAAGAGAGACACCGAAAGAAGUUCUCCGUGACUUUGGAGUAAAAUAUGAUUGUCCAUACACAAUGUAUUUGCUUUAUAUAUUAUGCCUGUGGUUUGCUUGUCCUGUAUGAUACAGACUAUUCAUCUAGCAUUUACUUGCCUUAAUACAUUUUUUAUUAUCAUUAUCAUUAUUUUUUGUUUUAUGUAGCGACACCUACCAUGACCCAAGUACCCAAGACACAGACUGUAAUUUUGAACAGAACCUCCGACCUGUGGUGCCCGGUGGAAGGUGCGCCAGCUCCAUACAUUGUAUGGAGAAAAAAUGGCGUUGUUGUUCAAAAUAGAACCAGCGUAAGACAUCAGCUUGAAGCUGCAGAGGAGAAUGUGAAUUACAGCUGUGAGGUACGAAGAGAUAAUAACGUAUCAAGGAGCGAAAUUAGCCUCAACAUUGAAGGUGAGUUUUAUUCCUUACACAAGUGUAAUGGAACCAUAUCACUUUUUUAAUUGGAUGCCUGAAUCUGUACUAUUUGGUCAAUAUCUUAAUAUGUUGUUUAAUUUCUUGGUAUCCCUCCACGGCUCGCCGCCCUCGAUGUAGUCGCUCCCGUAAUUUGCCCCCGUUCUUCUAGACUGCGAUAAAUUAUCAAUAUCUUAAACAGACUGCGAUAGAUUAUCAUUAUCUUAAACAGUUCUUCGUUCGGAUUAGGCUUUCUUUCUUCUUAUGAUCUUAGUUCUGAGAAUUUGUUUCCGGAUCAACUAAUAACCCCUUAAUUGAUAGUUCUCUUUAUUCUCAUAACUUGUCUACUUGAAAUUGUAUCGAUAUUGUAGGGAGAAAUUCUCUCUUGGUCACUACAUGGAAGUUAAAGGGUCAAUUUGUUUUGAUUAGUUUUGGUAAUUUUAGUUCUCAAUUUGUUUUAAUUAGUUUUUCUUAAUUACCAAUUUGUAAUUUUUUCAAUUACGGUUUGUUUGUAAGCAGCAUUUUAUCAUAUCCACUUUUAAUUCGCGCAAUAGAAACGUUAAUCGUAUCUUACGUAUGAACCUGAGAACUAUUUUUCUUUAGUUAUUCUAAUUAUUUAGCGCUGUUCGGCCUCUCAGAAAGACACUCUCCUCACUGAAUUUUUUUUUGUUUUAGCUUAAAUUCUGACUUCCCUAACUGCUGACAAUGAUAAGAGUUUGUUAGUAAUCAGUUCAAAGUAGAUACUCCAAAGUUGAAAAAAUUCCGCAAAUUUAAAUUUAGCCUAACUUUAGAAGUUUAUCUCAUGAACAUUCCUUUGUAUACUAUCAUUCUAAAGAUCAUUACUUUCUUCUUUUUUUUUCUCGAUACGAUAAAACAAGUUGGUUUUCUUGUUUGCAAUGCAAACUCAGUGAUGACAUACUACACAUAUUUUAGCGAUUUAAUUAUAUGAACAAUACUUAAUGUCUAAUAUUCAGAGUGCCCAGGCCCUUGUGAUUGCCACAUUUUGAAGGGAACAUACAAUCUGUUGCGUGUGAGCUGUACAGGAAAAGAAUUGAUGUCGUUUCCGUGGAAAAUUCCCUUUACCACAGCGAAGUUGUGAGUAUUAACAGGAGAUCAAUUGUUGAGGUGCCAUGUAAGUUGCAGACUAAACUGCAGAUUACGAAGCAAAUGAAUGUCAUUCUUCAUCUUACCUGAGUAAGAGCGACUUCUAAAUCAGUCUUACACUAGCCUUUGCGCGGUGCCGUCGACGUCAAUGACUGGAAAUUCUUCAAUAUUGAAUUUUUUGAUCGUAGGUUUACUACGGGGGUCAUUCCUCACCCGAACUACUAUUUCCCGAGUCUCUCAAGACAUGUCAAAAGAAAAUCUGUACCACGUAAACUAUAAGCUGUAACCUCGUGGCUACACUAAAAAGUAUUUAAACUGUGGUACUGAUAGAGGAUACUGUGGUGCUGAUAUCAUACGAUGCCGGUCCAUGCCAGCAGGUCACAAAACAAGAACAAUAAGGCAGUACUUCGUGACUUCGUGAAGGCAACGUGGAAUCAUGAAACGAACAUAUUUUGUAGACUGUGAACAAUAAUGGCGGAGUAUGCUUCCUGUUUAUGCUCGCGAUACCUGGUACUUUAUGCAUAGGAAGCCCUCAGAAACUGAAAUAUCAAGCAAAUCAUGAGAACUUUAAAAAACGUAGAUCUAUACCAAUAUAUUUUAACUGACAUAGUUGUAUUCAGCACUAUCUCUGCUGUUAUAUGACCGCUUAAAUAUAGCAGUAAAAGUCAAAGAUAACUGUGAAAAAAGUAGAUCUGACGGUAAAAAUAGCAUCUCGCCGAGAAAACUGGAACAAUAAUGCAAUUAAUCCAUUUCUGGUGUACAACAUGUACAACAGACGACUUUGAGUUAAACUGUUCGAUGCGUUCAUCUGGAAGAGUUUACUACUGAAUGCCGCUUUUCUUAAAUUGCUUUUUUGUUAUUAUUAAUAUUGAAAUAUGUAACAAAGCCUUUGAGACAUUUUCAAGUUACUGCAUUCUGCGCUAUGUCGUUCAUCGCCAAGAGAUCAUAAUCUAUGCAACCAUACACGUAUUUAGCUGGAAAGUUGUUUAUUUGACCACAGUUGAUUCGUACUCCCAUUUUUUCAUCCUUGAAGCGAAAAAUUCGUGCGAAGGCGAAACAUAGACUUUGGAAAGAAAUAAAAGCGGUUUAUAAUCUCUUAAUACAAGUAUCUGUCGUGAGUAUUGAAAACCGUAUGUAUUUAACACAGAUGUAUCAAUUUUUUUCUGACAGGGACUUGAGUAACAACCAGCUGAACGACUUGUCACAAGACAUUUUCAGCAACAAUACUCAGCUGGCUUGGCUGUAAGCUA